AUGGUUCGCCCUCUCGUUCAUUCGUUUGUCAUUGCUGCGGUCCUCAGCUCCUUGGUUAACGCUGGACCAUGCCGCCCCUCUUCCAGCUCCGUCGCAGUCACCUUGACCACUACUGAGUCAAGCGUCGCAACUGGCUCUGCUACGACUCAAACAAAGGAGUCGAGCUCGACUGAGGAACCUUCCGGUGCACCAACCGAGACUUCUCUCACUUCCAGCGAGCAGUCGACCACCACGGAUUCUGCCCUCUCAACUGUCAUUGCCACCACUACCAGCGAGAGUCACUCAUCCACUGACACCACUCUUGACACAACCACCACAACUGGAUGCCCCGUCCCAGAACCUCCUGUCUAUGACGAUCCCUUCACUGCAACCCAUGCCGAGGAGGCUCCUCAGACAACCAUUGAAGUUGUUGAUCUUGUCCCGAGAGGCCGUGCCCGAAGAGAUGCUCGAAAUCUACUAGCCAGGGCUGCCACCAGUUCUGCAGAACCUAUUGAGGAAGACGUCACUACUACCACCGAAGACGCCAUCGCAACCACCGAAACUACUGCUGCGACCACUUCUGAAGAAACUACCGCUACAACUGAGGAGGCGAAUACUACAACUCAAGAUGUCACUACUACCACCGAAGAUGCUACGGCCACCACCGAAUCUGCCGCUGCAACCACUUCUGAAGCUGUGUCCGGCUGCGUCAAUAAUCUGCAGAAGCCUUCACCUGAAGGCUCCGUAUGUGGCAAAAAGGGAUACGUGUCAAGCAAUUCUGCCGAUUGGAGGUACUUGGGCCAAGGCUCAUCUUCCUCUCUUCUCGACUGUUACACGUCUUGCAUGCAGCAGAGUAACUGCGUGACCUUUUAUUACGAGAAGAACAUGCAAUGUACCCUCUGGAGAGGCACCAUCACUGAGCUCAGCACGGAUGAAACCUCUUUCAAAAGUUAUGAGACAAGCUGCUUCUGUGACACAGACAUUGAGCCAGCCCCGACCUGCUCCUACGACAACUCCAUUAAUUUUAAUGACGGUAAAUUCGCUCCAUGGCAAGCGGAUCCCAACCCUGGCGGCAAAGACCCUGUAGCGUUUAAGGUUGUUCCCAAUAGUGAGGGUGGUUCGCCUUAUCGUUUCCAGACUGGUCAGUUCGACUUCGACAAGGGCAUGUGGAUUUAUCAAGACGUCAAGGCUUGUGCAGGCACCACCUUCUACUGCACGUAUAGAUGGAAGUGGGAUCAGUACUACGAGAUUCCUCAAAAACGUGGUCGCCCCUUGGUUCCAUAUGUCCGCGUCUACCAAGGCGAUGACAUGAUCGGAAACAGAUUCCCUGAGAGCGCGGACGAGACAAACAUAUGGACCAACGCACGUUUCUCGUUCACUAUGCCUGAGAGUGGAGAGACUACUAUUUGGUUUGUUGCGAGCAGUCCUCAAGGUGAAUGGAUCAACACUAGCGACGACGAUUGCAAGCCCGAAUGGGUUCACCGACCUAACUCAUUCGCGUUGGACUCAGUACAAUGUUACUCGAGUUAA
Molecule: messenger RNA, 1509 nt
Organism: Fusarium coffeatum
Lineage: Eukaryota; Fungi; Ascomycota; Sordariomycetes; Hypocreales; Nectriaceae
Exons: 1
Coding region: 1-1509 (502 amino acids)
Source: RefSeq, a predicted model, not a curated record